Molecule: messenger RNA, 1842 nt
Organism: Anopheles merus
Lineage: Eukaryota; Metazoa; Arthropoda; Insecta; Diptera; Culicidae
Product: translation initiation factor IF-2-like
Exons: 5
Coding region: 489-1547 (352 amino acids)
Source: RefSeq, a predicted model, not a curated record
AGUGGUUACACUUAGUGCAUCUCUGCGCGUCGUCCCGUACGGCCGUGUCUGUGAAGGUGUGUGCUUUACGUAGCGAAGCGUUUCGCUUUUCGGUGUGUGUUUUAGCGUAGACCGCCUCGACGUCGCUAACCCAUCAGUGGCAAAGGUGUGUGUUUCGCUGCAUCAGUGGUUGGCGUUUUGGAGUGUGUGUGUGUAUAGCUGAAAAAAUAUAUAAAUAAUCUUGAAUAUUAAGAUCUACACUCUCGUGCGGGAUAGCUGUGGCAAAGCGGAAGGGUAAGAGUUUCCGUCACGGAUCGUAGCAUCCCGGUAGGGCGGUGUACGGUGCGUCUUCCGGUCCACGGACUGUCGAUUUCGUUAUUACACCGGAACCUCCGCUCUGGCAAGGGCAAGCGUCAGCAGUAGCAGCGUCAAUCAAAUCUUCCGUACGCUUCCCCCUUUGAAACUUAUCCGCACAGCCAGGCGGCACAGCUCCUUUGCCGUACCGCACGAUGGAACUCUCUCGGAUAAAAACCCUUUACUGUGGGUUAAUUUUUCAGCUGCUCUUCACACUAGCCCUACCGCUGCCCUACACAAAGUAUGGACGUACCUGCGGCGAUAUCGGUUGCCUGUCUAGCCAGGUGUGCGUGAUGGCGUACGAAUCCUGCUCGAUUGGGCAACGCGAGGGUAACGAUUGUGGCCGUUACCCGACCUGCAAAAAGAACACGGAUCCGAGCGUCAGUGCCGGCCCGAGCGAGGGAGUUAGCAAUGUGUACAACAACGGUCCGAAGCCUUCCGCACCGGCCAGUCGCCCUGGAGACGACGAUGUGCUCGGCACACUCGGUUUGAAUCCUAACAAUCCGUACGGCCAGCGCCCAACCCCUCCGCCGGCCCGACCACCGCAACCGGCUGGGCCCUCACUCUACCCUUCGCUGCCGACGGACAACAACCCGGGCAACCGUUACGGAGGCAAUGGCGGAGGUGGCUACAGCGGCGGCGGUGGUUCCUACAACGGAGGUGGUGCAGGAGGAAGCUCUUACAAUGGUGGUGGUGGCGGUGCGUACAAUGGAGGUGGCCAGUUUGACGGUGCAGGGGGUAACAUCGUCGUACCGACACGCAAACCGGCCGCACCCGCCAACAACGGUGGAUUCUUCGGUGGAAUCCUGAGCGGUGUACAGAACGCAGUCUCGAACGCGGUCAAGCAGCAGAUCGGCACCUACAUCAAUCAGCGGUUGGGCAUCGGGCCGGCGGCAGGUGGGGCCGCCGGUGCCGGUGGGCUGGGCGGCCUGUUUGAUGCACGCAAUCUGAUCGACAACAAGCGGCUGGGUGGUUUGUUUUCCGAGAAUAAGCCGGCGGGCAGUGGAGCAGGAACCGGCUCGUCCGGCACUUCCAUCGGGCCGGGGGGAUAUCCGGUGACGGUGGAUCAGCGCACAUCGGCCAGUAGCUACAAUCAGCAGUAUGCAGCGGCACCGGCACAGUCCGUACCGUAUCCGCAGAACUAUGGCAGCUAUAAUGCGGCUGCCCGUACCCGUUCCACCGAACGUCCUGCUUAUGGAUGGAACCGGGACUAGGUGUGAGAUGCGCUCCUGGAUAGCUACCAUACUAAAAUACUCCCCACAAUGCACUAAAAUAAUUACAAACGUAACACAUUCACGCUGUUGAGGAAUUGCUUCAGUUUCUCUCUAACGACGUAUGCGCCCUCUGUAGGGUUUUACGGGUAACUGCUGACAGCGAUCGCCGAAUUCCGAUUUUUUCAUUUUUAUUUUUUUGUGUACUGUCGUAGUAUAUUAACCAGAUUAAAAGACAAAUAUCUACACUUUUUUAUACCAUAAUAACACUGUGACUAAUAAAACAUAUACACAGAAA